GGCAACGAAACCCGGUCGGCCGCCAUCUUGGCGCCUGGAUGUGUAGGCCUCACAGCGAGAAAGGAGCGCGUUGGUUGCGAUGUUGGUGCCGGUCUUCACGCUGAAGCUGAGCCACAAAAUCCUUCCCCGGAUGGUGGCCCUGGGCAAGUACGACGGGGUCCACCCCUGCCUCACGGCGGCCACCCAGGCCGGAAAGGUUUUCAUUCACAAUCCUCAUGCACGUAGCCAGCGUGUCAAUGCAAACCGUUUGGUGCUGAGCACCCAGGAUGCGGAUAUCUCUCUCCUGAACAUCAAUGAGGCUGUCAGUUGUUUGACUGCAGGGGUGCUGAACCCUGACCUUGGCUGUGACUCCCUUCUUGUUGGCACCAGAACCAGUUUAUUAGCGUAUGACGUGCACAACAAUGCAGACUUGUUUUAUGCAGGGGUUCCAGAUGGAGCAAACACAAUUGUGCUUGGGACGUUAGGAGACAUGCCUUCCCCGCUUGCUAUUAUUGGUGGAAACUGCUCCUUGCAGGGCUUUAAUCAUGAAGGGAAAGACCUUUUUUGGACGGUCACUGGUGACAACGUUCGUUCGUUGGCGUUGUGUGACUUUGAUGCAGAUGGGAAAAAAGAGCUGCUUGUUGGUUCUGAAGAUUUUGACAUCAGAGUUUUUAAAGAAGAUGAGAUUGUGGCAGAAAUGUCAGAAACCGAGACAGUCACAUCCCUAACCUCGAUGUGCAGCAGCCACUUUGGCUAUGCCCUUUCUAAUGGAACCGUCGGCAUUUACAACCGGACGUCCCGCUAUUGGAGAAUCAAAUCUAAAAAUCAAGCCAUGAGCAUCCAUGCGUUUGAUAUCAACUCUGAUGGAGUGUGCGAACUUAUCACUGGCUGGUCCAGUGGGAAGAUUGAUGCACGCAGUGAUCGUACUGGAGAGGUCAUCUUCAAGGAUAACUUUGCUUCCUCGGUUGCGGGAAUAGUAGAAGGGGAUUAUCGCAUGGAUGGCAACACCCAGUUAAUCUGCUGCUCAGUUGAUGGCGAGGUGCGAGGAUACCUUCCGGGAAGCCAAGAGUCGAAGGGGAAACUGUUGGACACAAGUGUGGACCAGGACCUAAUUCGGGAGCUGAGCCAAAAGAAGCAGAACCUGCUGCUUGAGUUGCGGAACUAUGAAGAAAAUGCAAAGCAAGUGGAACUGAACACUCAAGUGAAUGAGGCGGACGGGCAAAAGGGAGUGAUCCCAGCCAAUACCCAGCUCCAGACAGCGCUCUCGGUCAACCUGGGAUCCGAUAGUGAAUCUGCUCACGUCGAGUUACGCAUUUCCACAUCCAAUGACACCAUCAUCAGAGCCGUGCUCAUCUUUGCCGAGGGGAUCUUUGAAGGUGAGAGCCACGUGAUCCACCCCAGUCUGCAGAACCUUUCGAGCUGCAUCAAGGUUCCCCUCACUCCCCCCAAGGACGUCCCCGUGGAGCUGAACAUCAAGGCCUUCGUCGGUUACAGGAACAGCACACAGUUCCACGUUUUUGAGCUCUCCAGGCAACUUCCUCGCUUCUCCAUGUACACUCUGAGUAGCCCUGAUUCUGCUCCUGGGCCUUUAAGCUUUGUACGGUUUACCCUCAAUGAGAGGGUGCAAAUGAUCGUCAUGUGGCUAAAGCAGAGUUUCCUGUUGCCAGAAGACUUGGAGAUCCAAAACGUGUCCUUUGAGGUCUGCUUCACGUCUUUGCGCGACGCAGGACAGCUGUGGAUCAAAAUGACGCCAGGCGGAGAGAUCUCUAUCAACACAGACAACGUUGACUUGGCUGGAGACAUUGUCCAGUCCAUGGCCUCCUUCUGGGCCAUUGAAGACUUGCAGGUUGAAGCCGACUUCCCGGCGUAUUUCGAGGAGAUGCGCAAGGCCCUUGUUGUGGUGGAUAAUUCUCAUGCCGUCUGCCAGAAGCUUACGGCCAACAUGGCAGACAGCUCCAACCUCAUCCGCAGCGUCCUGGUCCGGGCGGAGGAUUCGCGUCUCAUGGGCGACAUGAAAAAUAUGAAGAGACGAUACGUGGAGCUGUACGAUCUCAACCGGGAUUUGCUCUCCCAGUACAAGAUCCGCUGCUCCAAUCACACGGAGCUAUUGAACAACUUGAAGGCCAUCAACCAAGCCAUCCAGCGAGCGGGCCAGCUGCGGGUUGGUAAACCCAAGGCCCAAGUGAUCGCUGCUUGCCGGGAUGCUAUCAAGAACAACAGCGUGAAUAUGCUGAUCAAAAUAAUGCGAGUGGGGACGUUGUCUUCCUAAAAACCAAAGCAAAACAUAUCUGGACUCUCACUGCAAAAAAAAGACACCUAGUGGCAGGUAGGCUUUAAGCGCAAUGCUCUCAGAUCAGCUCCUAGUGACUGUGUGGUAAAAGCAGAAGCUCCUUGGAGUAGGAUAUAUGCCUGUGCUCUUCCAAAGGAAGGAUUACUGUGACGCACAACUAGCGGAGCCCAAAGUCAGUGGCACUUUGUGGGGAAAGAGAAGAAAGAUGGAUGUCUGUGAAUAUCAGCCGCAUGGAGGGAUGUCCUGGAUAUUCCUUGGAACGGCAACUGUGGAACCAAGGCCAAAGGCUGGAACUUCAACUAGAUGACCGAGCCAGGGAGAAGCUUUAUUUAUUACAUCAGUAAUAUUUUGUAGCACUUUUACAAUAAAAUAAACCAUACUUUUCUAUAA
This is a messenger RNA of Anolis carolinensis (green anole), 2659 nucleotides long. RefSeq names its product Bardet-Biedl syndrome 2 (gene bbs2). Lineage: Eukaryota; Metazoa; Chordata; Lepidosauria; Squamata; Anolidae. Gene Ontology annotation, biological process: non-motile cilium assembly. Gene Ontology annotation, molecular function: protein binding. The coding region runs from base 80 to 2248 and encodes 722 amino acids. The record is from RefSeq and is a predicted model, not a curated record. The transcript is spliced from 17 exons. Gene Ontology annotation, cellular component: membrane; BBSome; ciliary basal body.